Messenger RNA from Epinephelus moara (kelp grouper), 1020 nucleotides. RefSeq names its product protein PRRC2C-like. The transcript is spliced from 5 exons. The record is from RefSeq and is a predicted model, not a curated record. NCBI's taxonomy places the organism in Eukaryota, Metazoa, Chordata, Actinopteri, Perciformes, Serranidae. The coding region runs from base 25 to 852 and encodes 275 amino acids.
CUCAGUACUGCCAUUUUGGGUGCAAUGGAUAGUGCUGUUCCAUCACAUCUGCCUACCCCUGUGUGUGACGUGUCCACACCCGUUCCACAUGGCAAGCAGGCACCAGUUGUGAAACGACGGCAGACAGCUGUGGCCUCAAAGAGGAGACCUGAUAGGCAGCAGGUAGCGGCAAAGCCAAGAGUUGCGGCUUUGUCCACCGAGGCUUCAGCGACCAGUCCUACACGCGGGGCUGUGGUGGAGGAGGUAGAGGCAGCAUCGAGCGUUGUGGAGGUGUCUUCCCAGGCUUCACCUACCAGCCCUGUGCUGCCCGCUGGUCCUGCCCGUCCUAUCCUGUGUGCCGGUGCUGCCCCACCAGCCAGAGCUGCGAGGGAGGAGGCGGAGGCGACCCUGACCCUGGGUGCCGUGGAGGUGACUUCCGAGCCAUCACCUACCAGUCCUGUGCCAGUGGCUGUGGGGGAGGAGAAGAGCCUACAGAUGCAGCGCACACCACUAUCUACCAAAGGUCAGACCGUUGCUAAUCCUCUUCCUUGCAGGUGUUCGGAAAAGUUGCCGCCAUCCAUUGUUGCUGGAACUGAUGUUAGAGUGGCACAGUUGACUCAUGACGUGAAUUCUUUGACAGCAUGUAGUGUUGUGGCUGCCAUCAAACAUGCCAUUGCUCCUGUGUGUACAUGGCGAGCGUCAGAUGUUGAUGAGGUAGGUGUAGAAGGGAGCAAGUUGGCCGUGUAUGUAGCUCAGGAAGCUAAGAAAAUUGAUGCUAAACAAAAGCAGUUGUGUAAGUUGAUUGAACAGCACAGUGUUUUUGGCAGGAACUGGAAAGUAGCUUUUGGUAAGACAGUUUACAGAAGAAGUUGAAAAAAAAAAAAAAAAAUUUCAAUACUCAUCUGUGUGAAAGAGUGAACAUCCAACGUCAGAGUUAAUUACUAACGAGCAGAACCUUACGGCCUGUUUGUCAUCUACUCGCUUUCAAAUGUCCGCCACGGACAUUUAUACAAUGUCACGGAUAAACAUGGGUAAAUGCAU